This is a messenger RNA of Haemonchus placei, 1515 nucleotides long. The record is from the annotation of a GenBank genome assembly. Lineage: Eukaryota; Metazoa; Nematoda; Chromadorea; Rhabditida; Trichostrongylidae.
AUGGCCCUUCUCAGGGCAUAUGCAGCGACGUCUUCAUCAAAACAGGACCGUGCACGAGCGAUUGCCUUUGUAAGUGGAGGUAUAGCUAUUGGCACUGUCAUUGGACCGGCGUUCCAAUUGCUUUUCACUCCUCUUGGUUCGAACGGAGUCCGUGUUUUGCCGUUCUUACGGCUAAGCAUUUAUAACACACCAGCUUUAUUCGCAUUGUUGCUGAAUAUAAUGGGCUUUAUCGCUAUCGUAUCCAUCUUCGAGGAAAACUACGAUGUGCUGAAUUCAACGGAAAAGAAGGAUAACGACGAAUUGCCCUCACCUUGCAAGAUUGCAGUGCUCGUUUGUGUCUUCACCCGUUUUGUUCAGAUAUUUGUUUCAGCGUCAAGUGGGACGCUUGGAUCGGCUUUUUCAAUGUUGAUGUUUUCUUUCAACAAGGAAGAAGCCGUAACAGCAUAUUCAUCAGCAAACCUUGCUGCUGGUUGUGUCAGUAUUACACUCUAUUUUGCCUUCAUUUUCUUCGACCUGAAAAAAUGGGUACCUAAACGAAUAUCAACCGUUCUAUCGAUAUCUUUGUAUGCUUGUCUAUUCCUAUUCACUUUGCCGUGGUCAUUUCUACCGAAUAAUGUGGAAAUCUCUGAACAUGGAUCUGAUCGUGGUUGCUUCGCGGAUAGAUUCGACUGGUGUGCUGAUCUCAGAGCGGUCUCUCCUUUUUUUGAGGAGGAUUUGAAAGCCAACGUCGAGCUGAAAACAAAAGAAGCGGCACGGUCAGGAACACCAUGGACAUCAAUCUACCUUGCUGGUGGAUGCGCUUUCAUACAAGGUGCUCAAUUCGAUAUGUUUUCCAGUUCUAUGUGGCCCUAUCUAAAAAAGUUAAACCCUGAGGCCAUGGAAACCGAGUUUGGCCACAUCACAGCACUGUAUAGCUUUGGCCAAUGCAUAAUUUCACCUGCAUUUGGAUAUUGGAGCAAUCGUAUAGAGCAGGUUCGAUUACCUCUCCUGACUUGUUUUAUUUUUAUGAUGGCAGGGAAUCUUUCAUACUUUCUACUAGAAUUUUUUGCUCGUUCAAAUGUUGCUCACGUCAUGAUGGUGGCACGAUUCAUUGUUGGCUGUGGAUCAGGGAAUAUGGCUCUACUCAGUGCAUAUGCAGCAACAUCUUCGUCAAAGCAGGAUCGUGCACGAGCGAUUGCGUUUGUCAAUGGAGGAGUAGCUAUCGGCACUGUUGUUGGACCGGGCUUCCAAUUGCUUUUCACCUGUCUUGGUCCAGAUGGAGUCCAUCUAUUGCCAUUCCUUCGACUGAACAUUUACAACACACCGGCUCUAUUUGCUACAUUGCUGAAUAUAAUUGGCUUCCUUGCUAUCUCAUUCAUGUUCAAGGAAAACUAUGAUGUGCUGAACUCGAUAGAACAUAUGGAUACUAAAGAGUUACCUCCACCUAGCUUGAUUGCAGUGCUAGUUUGUGUCUCUACUCGUUUUGUUCAGGUAUUCGUUUCAGCGACGAUAGGAACGUACGUUUAUAAGAAAUGA